ACUCAAAAAUUACUAUCUAAAUGCGCCAAUGUUACCUAACACUACGAAAAUGCAUUCAUUUAAAAGUAUUCCCGGCAUAGCACUAAUCGCAAUGGCUCCUAAAAACAGUGACACCAACGAAA
This is a messenger RNA of Racocetra fulgida, 122 nucleotides long. Lineage: Eukaryota; Fungi; Glomeromycota; Glomeromycetes; Diversisporales; Gigasporaceae. The record is from the annotation of a GenBank genome assembly.